Mytilus trossulus (common blue mussel) is the source of this 1617-nucleotide messenger RNA. RefSeq lists its product as uncharacterized. The transcript has 3 exons. Bases 40 to 1305 code for a protein of 421 amino acids. Lineage: Eukaryota; Metazoa; Mollusca; Bivalvia; Mytilida; Mytilidae. The record is from RefSeq and is a predicted model, not a curated record.
AAUUAAUUCAAUCUGUAAAGUAGAUGUUAAGACUUAAAAAUGGCGGCCCAAAAUCUUUCUAAUGGAUGGGAUCAUACAAAUAUAUGCGAAAGAAAUAAAGACAAAAUGGAUGUUCAUUUCUCAUACCAUUGCGGAGAAAAUAUAGAACUUUCUGAGGAAAAACAAAAAGCUUCAUGGAAUCACAAAUAUUCAGGUGGAAUUGCAUUUUCUAGUCAGCCAUUACGACUUAAUUCUAAACUGAAAUUGGAUUUAACUGGAACCGGACAUGCGUAUGUUGGAAUAAUAAAACGUGAUCCGGCGUCGGUAACGAACAUGAGAAAAGCAUUAACAAGUGACAUUAUUGUUGCAACGGAAGUUAAAGUUCAUAAAAGACUAGGGGCCGUUAACAUAGUUUCAGAUACAAAAGACGGAAAGGAUUGUAUAAGUUUUGAAUCUUAUAAUGGAACAAAGACCAUAGACAUCAAUAGCGAGGUCUGGUUGUUUUUGUACAUUAAAUUUGGAGAUAUGAUAGCUGUUUUGCACUCCGAAACUACUCAUGACAGAUGUUUUCAUCACGUGACCGGAUGCAAUAUUCGAUGUUUAGACGAAGACAGACGAUCUGUAAAACUUCUCGUGGAAAAUCCCGCCGCGGUGUGCUGUCUUAACAAAAAACUGAAACCGGGACAUUCUGUAACAAUUCAAACAAAAGCAAUAUCAGAAAACAGAAAUAAACCAAGCCGGUGUCAUAUCAAACUUGGGAUUAUUAAUAUUGAUCCGUCCGAACUAAAGUCACGUGACCCGGAAUCGUUUCAAGUUGACAGUAAAGUUGCGUGUCCAACACGCUGGAAUAUCGUCCAAACAUUUUCGAAGGAAAAUAUUGACGGUGAAUUGAAAUUAUAUCUUACAAAUACCGGUGAAUUGUAUUUUAGUCAUGACUCUGGAAUUGAAGGAACACACAAAUGCCAUUUAAAUGAUGCCUCUUCUGGAAUAUCAAUAAUAUUAGAUUUGUUCCGAGCGGAAGCGAGUGUCACAGAUUAUCACCAUGAAGAAAGCGAAGAAUGUGAAGAAAAAGACUAUGACUAUGUUCGACCGGAAGUUGAGAUAUCCGAAACUAUUAAAAGGAAACUUCAAAUUUCAGACAAACAACAUGAAAAAGAAAGUUCUUCGUCGGAUCGUUCGUCGUCAGACAGUGAUUAUCUGGAAAUGAAAGAUGUGUCCGAUAGCCACAAAACAUUUUCUCCUAAUUGUAAAAUAAGUCCUCGGCUCACAAGGUGUGGGAUGUACAAAAAAGACAAUUCGUCGUCUAAUGUUCAAGAAUGUAAAUAAAAUAUUACAGAUUUGAGACAACGAAACAAUUCAAGCUUUUUAAAAAGCUACUGUUUUCUGAUAUUUUUAGCCUUGUUAAAUGGUUUAACGAAUUUUAAAUUGAUUUUUUCUUUACCAUAUAUGACGUGUUAAGGCAUUAUAAGUACGUUAUAUGAUCUCAAAUGUUUGUAUGUUGUUUUAUGAUUAGAUAUUUUACAAUGGAGUUUUAAAAUUCAUUUUAAAUGUGAUAAUAUGAAGGAUAUGGACAAUUAUAUAUCCUAUAUCCUUCACUCAAAACAAGGCGCUCCAUUUCAGGAAUAUUUAAUUUACUUA